Messenger RNA from Helicoverpa zea (corn earworm), 6316 nucleotides. It is a transcript of the gene Fak, whose product is annotated as focal adhesion kinase 1. Gene Ontology annotation, biological process: signal complex assembly; protein phosphorylation. NCBI's taxonomy places the organism in Eukaryota, Metazoa, Arthropoda, Insecta, Lepidoptera, Noctuidae. Gene Ontology annotation, molecular function: ATP binding; protein tyrosine kinase activity. Bases 768 to 4421 code for a protein of 1217 amino acids. Gene Ontology annotation, cellular component: cytoskeleton; focal adhesion. The transcript has 29 exons. The record is from RefSeq and is a predicted model, not a curated record.
GCACCACCGCCCGCGUCACUGCAUCCCCCCAUUCGGGAACAUUCGUUCGAUAACAGGCGUCGCGUUGCGGUAGGUUUCGUAUGACGAACGUUCGCCGAAGGUUUCGGCAUCCGUGCGAGAAACAGUGUUUAAAAAUGUAUAUUACCCAAAUAUGACAGUGUAUAAAGUGCUGAAUUUUUGUACGUCGCAUUUAACGAAGUUAGUGCAUAGUUUAGUGAGUGUGUGAUGAAAAAUCAAAGUUUUACGCAUUGAAGCAGGUUUAUAAGUAUUCUGCCAAAUUGUUGAGUAUCUAAUCAAAAGUGGACUGUGAUCGCCUUAUAGGCGUUAAAUUAUAAGUUAAUAGUGUAACAUUAAGUGCUUGUUUACCAAAUAUUUAUACCUUGUAACCAAUAAAUCAGCCUUAACUAUAGAACGAAAUCACCUUGAAGGACCAAAAGAAUUUUGUAAACUUUUUAAUAGUUGAUGAUCGCCUUAAUUUUUUACGAGAUCCUAGUGUAAGUGUAAAUAAAUGUCAGUGCUUGAGAGCUGUUUUUUACUGGAUCAUUUUGUACGAUUACAACGAAUUCUUGUAGAAUGGUAGAUUUGAGGGAGUGUUGUUUGUGGUGGUUCCGUGACAACGUGAGGUGGUGUUAAAAAGUGGGCAAGUACUGAGAAGCAGUGAUCAUGGAGCGCUGUGAUGGAUUCCUGGUGUACAGAAAGCCUGUCUACAGGGUCUUCCAGUAUUUGGAAACGUAAGCGCCUACCCGUACCGUAGUUAGGUGCAUGGCAUGCUAAGUAAGCGAGUCACAUUUUGUCUGCCACGCCAUGAGCCGGAGGGCGGCGGGCGUUGCGGCGAGGGCCCGCUAGCGCGCGCCAUGCAGCCCGCGCCACCGGGCGGCUCGCCCAAGCGCCACCAGAACUCGGCGCCCGCGCAUGGUGCCGCAGCAGGCGACCAGUCCACAUUGAAGGUGCACCUUCCGAACGGAGGGUUCAACGUGGUGCGCGCAUCAGCUGACGAGGAUGUGAGGUCCGUGCUCAGGCUGCUGGCAGCCAGGCUAGCGGCCGGAGACAGGGUCUACACGUCCUGUUAUGCGUUAAGGGCGAAGAGGCUUACUACGGGCAAGAUCCGCUGGAUCCACCAAGACACGCCAGUAUCGGAGUUGCUCACAAAAUGGCCGGCGAGCGAGUGGCGGCUGGAGCUGCGUGUGCGCUACCUGCCCGCGAAUCUACGCGAUCUAUGCGACGCCGACCGAGUCACCUUCCAUUAUUAUUACGACCAGGUGCGACACGACUACCUCAACGCCAAUCAUCCUAUGGUAGACCAGGAGUUGGCGAUACAAAUAUGUUGUUUAGAAAUAAAAUACUUCUGUAAGGAUAUGCAGAUAUCUCUGGAUAAGAAGUCCAACAUCGAGUACUUGGAGAAGGAGUUUGGUUUGCACAAGUUCCUCCCCAAGUCUGUGCUCGACGCCAUCAAGCCCAAGGUGCUUAAGAAAGCGAUACAGCAACAGUUUAAAAAGGUGGCUAACCUAAGCGACACGGAAUGUAUGCUGAAAUACCUGGACACCAUGCACACACACUACGGGUACGACCGGGAGACGUUCACAGGAGCCCUCGGUACCGGCUGGGCCAUACCCGUCGAGUUAGCUAUCGGACCUUUUAUAGAUAUUUCAUACGUAUCUCACAAGGCGGGCGAGCCCCCCACGUACACGAAGAUCGCGUCGUUCUCCGACAUCGUGGCCGUGCAGACGCUCAAGUCCAACUGCACGCAACAGUCGCAGACGCAGAGUGGUUCAUGCGGCAAGGCAGCGCUACAGUUACGAGUGAAGGGCGCAACAGAAACGCUUACUAUAACGUGCAGCAGUGUUGAGGCUGCAGAAAGUUUAGCAGAUUUAGUUGACGGAUACUGUAGACUGGUCACAGAAUCACAAACCUCAUUAUGGAAUAGAACGACUACCGUUUGGAAACAACUGAACUGCCAGUGUAGAACUGAAAUGAGCAGCAGUUCGUCAGAAGGUAAGACGAGUUCGUGGGAAGCGAACACAGCGACGCUGCUCUCUGAAGAUUAUGCCGAAAUCGUGGAUGACGACGCCGAUUACUCUACGCCCGCAGUUCGAGAUUACGAGUUAGUACGAAAUCAAAUAGAAUUAACCGGCAUUAUCGGGGAAGGACAGUUUGGAGAUGUACAUAAAGGCACAUGUAAAGUGACGUCAUCGAACCACCCGUCGCUCCGGCGGCAGCUGGCGGCGGGCGCGGCGCGGGGGGAGGCGCUACUGCCCGUCGCCGUCAAGACCUGCAAGAUGGACGCCGAUCUCGAUACCGCUGAGAAGUUUCUGGAAGAGGCUUACAUAAUGCAGCAGUUCUCUCACCCGCACAUCAUCGGGCUGGUCGGCGUGUGCAGCUCGCCGCCGAUAUGGAUCGUCAUGGAGCUCGCCACGCUCGGCGAGAUGAGGGCCUAUCUGCAGCAGAAUGCACACAGACUAGAAACGUGCACACUAGUGUUGUACAUCUACCAGCUAUCGACAGCGCUGAGUUACCUCGAGAGCAAGAAAUUCGUGCAUCGAGACAUCGCCGCUAGAAAUGUGCUCGUGUCUACGCCUACUUGUGUUAAGUUGGCAGACUUCGGCCUAUCAAAGAUGGUGGAAGACAAGUCGUACUACAAGGCGUCGCGCGGCAAGCUGCCCAUCAAGUGGAUGGCGCCCGAGUCCAUCAACUUCCGCCGGUUCACCUCAGCAUCCGAUGUCUGGAUGUUCGGUGUAUGCAUGUGGGAGAUCCUAAUGCUCGGCGUAAAACCAUUCAGCGGCGUGAAGAACAACGACGUGAUCGGAAAGUUAGAGAACGGGGAGCGACUCGCCCUCCCGCCGCGCUGUCCGCCGCGCCUCUACUCCGUCAUGUCGCGCUGCUGGGCCUACGAGCCCUCGCAGCGACCUGCCGCGCAUGCGCUCAAGGAGACACUGUUUGAGAUUCUCCAAGAGGAGCGCAGUUCGGCGUGGGAGACGAUGCGGCGAGAGAACCGGCGCGUGGCCGCCGCCUCCUUCAGCGAGGAGCCGCCGCCCAAGCCGCAGCGACCUGCCAACAAUAUUGCGGUGAGUGACACAACAGCGCAACCAGCGGGCGGUGGCGCAGCGCAGACAUACAUCGUAGCGCAGAAUCCGCUCGUCCUAGCUCACCUACUGCGAGAGAACCAAGCCCGAGCCCUCCACCCGCAGGCCUACACCACGCCCGCCUCGAGUCCAGAAUGCGACAGCGAACAAGCGGUGGAAAGGCGACUGCUCGCCGAGUUAGCGAGACAACAACACCAGAGUGAAGAGGACAGACGAUGGCUGCAAAUGCAAGAGAGUUUGACAAAGCGUUUAUCAAAUGUCCAGCUGUCUACCGAGUCAGAACCGGGAACGGAACAGAAGUCAGAAAGUACGAAUGAACCGAAGCCGUCUAGUCAACCGCAUUCAGCGCCAACGUCAGCAGAAACGAGUCCAGCGAAUACUGUGUCAAAGGAACGACCGCCCAGUGAAGACAAGUGCACAGAACCAGUAUACGUAGCGACUACCGGUGUGGUGCGGUGCGUGAUGCGGCUGGCGGGCGCGGCGGCGGCGGGCGCCGAGGCGGCCGGUCUACUCGCAGCUGUGCGGGCUGUGGGACACGAUCUAAGGGAGCUCUGUGCCACGGUUGAUAAAGUCGUCGUGCCCUUCCCGCAGCAUGCACAGAGGGAGGUGGAAAUGGCGCAUCAGGUGCUGAGCAAGGACAUGGCAGCGCUAGUGGAAGCCAUGCGUCUCGCUAUACAGUACCACAAUACUACGCUACACCACGAUUAUACCAAAAACAUGCUAGCAGCCGCUCACAUACUAGCAAUGGACGCCAAAAACCUACUCGACGUAGUAGACUGUAUACGCGCUCGACAUCCCCACGUGGACUGGCGCUCCGCCCUGGAGCCCGAGCCGGCUAGCCCUGGUCCGCAGGUUGUUACACCACAAAACCAAACGCUGACCUCUCAAAACCAGGUCUUUGCGCCUCAGAACCAAAUAUGCGUUCCUCAGAACCCGGUGUUAAGCACCCAGUCCUCUGUGCAAGAGGACGACACCCCGCCGCCCAAGCCUGACUUCAAGGUCAACCAGCCCGUCACCACCAGCCAGCACACAGUCACAGAACCGCCCAAAGAACACAGCAGUCUUCCCGCAGCACCCAACAGGGUGUCAACACUCAUACACAACUACAACCUCUACGGUAACGUCAGAGAACCACAACACAUAUAUGGCAACACUGAAGCCACCUCUUUCCCCUUCUCCUCAACGAGCUCCGAUGACGUGAAAGUAGACUCAGCCCCAAUGGAAUCCGUCAAAAGUCGGGUCCAAGCCAUCUCCGGCAAACUUGACUCACCCCCUAUUUACUCUAUCAGCAAAAAAAUGGUUCCUCUAGAUCAGAACGUUGGUCACACUGAUCAGGGGUGAAUGACAUCUAAAAGUUCUUCGCUUGUAGUGGCAUUUUUUUUUAUUUACGUCUUAUGACGUCGACAGCUUUACAUAGGGUACGACCUAAUAUUAGAACGACUAGUGUACUUACCCGGAUAUGCUCAUAGAUAUUAUCGUUUGCCGCUUGAAUUCUAUAGUGCGAUGCUUAUUUGGAAAAGACAGAAUGCUCAAUAUUAUCCGUAGCGAAUUAAGUGAGCCAAAUAAUUGUCGUUGUAUCCAUCCAUUUCGCGUUCCUUUUAUCGGAGUUCAUAUACAUAACCGUUUAUAUUACAUUUUUAUUCCUGUAAAUGGCGCGUUAAACUUCGGUGGAAACGUAAAAUGAAAACUAGAUAACAAAAAAACAUUCAAUUGUAUCUGUUUAAAUUCAUAAUCUCGAAAUCGAAGUCAAUUCUGCCUAAAAAUAAAAUGAAUGUAAUGUACAGGAUUCCACGCGUCUUAAAUAUUUUUGUCUAAAUGUAAAAUGGCCUAAAACAUCAUAUUGCGUUUUCACUCUUAAAGAUUCUAUCUCAUAAGUGCGGUUAAUAAAUAAUUUCAGCUUUAAAAUAGAAUUUGCAUUAAAACGCUUAUUUUAUAGUAAAAAGCGUGCCAUUUACAUGAACACAAAUAACUAAAUAUGUUGAUCAUUUAGUAAUAUCUAUUGACAUAUCAUCAGCAUUGUUGUGCUUCAAAUAAAUAUGUCGUGUUGCCUAUUCGUGAAUAUUAUUGUUCGACAUAUCUGUUCUGAAACUUCACACAUUUCAUAACAUCAUCAUACAACUAAGAAGUUAGUUGGGUAUGCCUGGAGACCGAGUCGUGAUAAUUUUGACAGCUGUCAUUAUAACUCUCAUGACUAUACAAACUGUCUCGGAACGUUGGACUCCAGUCAUACCUUAAAGCUCCUUGGUCAUAAAACUGUUGAUUGUGAAAUCAUGAUAAUAUUGAUUUGUGAUAUUAUUGCCAAUAAAAUUUGAAUACUUUUUAUAAUAAGGGCGGCUAUGUAACGCAGUACAGAGAGCACAUUCCUCAAACUUGCACCUAAUUAGUAAGUUUUGUAGUUAUUUUUCAUACAAAGUUUAUAUUUUUGGUGUAAAGGUAUUGCCGAUUUUAUACUCAACCAGUGGGUGUUGCACAAACCUAGAAACAUUUAUGGACCUACUCCUAAUUAAAUUGCAGAUUCUACCAAAAUGGUAGAAUUGAACUCAGCGAAAACGAUUUUAAACAAAUAUUCUUAUCGCAGUAUAAACAACACUUUUUUUUCAGGUCACUGUAAAUUAAAAUGACGUGGCUAUAAGGUUUGUGCUAGGCCCACAUAAUUGGUGCAUACGUGUAAGAAUGAAUUCUUCCGUAAAACAAUAAUUGUCUCGUUGUCGUUUGAAAUUCAUUAGAAAGUAUUAUUUUUUAAUGUAAAAUGUAUUAUUGCGAGUAACGUGUAUAUUUUCGUUAGGUAAGGUGCGUUUACAAGUCACAACUUAUUGUAACAUUUUGCAUUUAAUUCCUUAUACAUUGUCACAGUAUUCAUCCGGAUUUGAAUUUUAUAAUUUUCUUUGUAAAAAUGUACAAAACAAAUUGUCAAUAAUUAUUUUAAUUUUUUAUCCAAAGUUUUUAUUAUAAGCUUAGAUCUCAGAUGGAAUUUGUAGCGUACGUUAAAUCGAUUAGUUUUGUAAUUAUGAAAUAUCAGAAUUUAUUUAUUGACGAAUCUUCGGUUUAUUUGUAAAGUUGAUUUUCCUAAUGUGUUAGUAUUUAAGCAGGAUAUCAUUCCAAAGUAUAAUGGUUAUAGUAAGCAGUACGUAGUCCAUAUAUUAUUGUAGUGAGCUGCCUGAGAUUAUUUUCCAAAUAUCUGUUAAUGGUGGACCGGUUUUUGUUUAUGCAUUGAAUAAAGGACAAGUCAAUCAUUA